AGGAAACAGGUUGUUAUUCUGCCUCACUGAGAAGAGACAGAGACGGAUGACAAGAUUCACCUUCUAACUCAAGCCACAACUUUUACUCACGCUGUCGAGAAUACUGGUAAUACUAGAAACACUGUAAACACUGGAGAUACUGGAAUUCUGCCACUUCAACCUGCUGUUGACUCCACACUGAACCAGUUGUACACUUUUCAAGGAGCAGAGUGUGACUCUCAGAUUUCCUGUUGCAGCCGUCGGCCUGCUGUGUUUUCAGCUUCACUCAGAGACUAAAUGGCUUCCAGAUUAGAGGAGGAUCUCUGCUGUCCUGUCUGCCAUGACAUCUUUAAAGAUCCUGUCAUCCUGUCAUGUAGCCACAGCUUCUGUAAAGUCUGUCUGCAGAGCUGGUGGACUGAGAAUCCAAACCGUGAGUGUCCAGUUUGUAAAAGACAACAUUCAAGAGAGGACUUAUCUCCUAACUUGGUCCUGAAGAAUCUGUGUGAGAGCUUCUUACUGGAUAAACGUCAGAGAUGUUCAGAGUCUCUCUGCAGUCUGCACUCUGAGGAACUCAAACUCUUCUGUCUGGACCAUCAGCAGCCAGUGUGUCUCAUCUGCAGAGAUUCAGAAAAACACUCCAACCACACAUUCAGACCCAUCCAUGAAGCUGCACAACAACACAGGAAGCAACUUCAGGAAACUCUGGAGCCCUUAAAGAACAAGUUAAAGGUUUCUGAACAAGUUAAAGUCAAGUUUGAUCAAACAGCAAAACACAUUCAGGUCCAGACCCGACUCACAGAGAGGCAGAUUCAGGAUCAGUUCAAGAAGCUUCACCAGUUUCUAACGAAGGAAGAGGAGGCCAGGAUGGCUGCACUGAGGGAGGAAGAGGAGCAGAAGACUGGGAUGAUGAAGGAGAAGAUGGAGGCUCUGAGCAGAGAGAUAGCAGAUCUUUCAGACACAGUCAGAGCCACAGAGGAGCAGCUGAGAGCUGAAGACGUCUCAUUCCUGCUCAACUACAAGGCUGCAGUGGAAAGAGUCCAGCGCUGCCCCCUGCUGGAGGAUCCACAGCUGCACUCAGGAGCUCUGAUAGACCAGGCCAAACAUCUGGGCAACCUGAGCUUCAACAUCUGGAACAACAUGAAGGACAUGGUCUCCUACACUCCUCUCAUUCUGGACCCAAACACUGCUGGUCCAGAACUCAUCCUGUCUGAAGAGCUGACCAGUGUGAGAGGAGGAGUUAAACAGCAGCUUCCUGAUAAUCCAGAGAGGUUUAAAGAUCUCUUCUCAGUCCUGAGCUCUGAGGGCUUCAACUCAGGGACUCACAGCUGGGACAUCGAGGUUGGAAACAGUUCAUGCUGGGAACUUGGUGUUUUAUCAGAAUCUGUCCAGAGGAAAGGAAGUAUGGGACGUGGGUUAUGGAGAAUAUGGUUUGCUAAGGAUGAAUACACAGCAUUCUCCCCAUCACAUCCUGACACUGUUCUCCCAGUGAAGACGAAGUUUCAGAGGAUCAGAGUGAAUCUAGACUGGAACAAAGGAAAACUGUCCUUCUCUGAUUCUGAUACUAACACACACAUACACACCUUCACAUACACUUUCACUGAGAGGAUGUUUCCAUAUUGUUACACUUGGGUAAAUGAGCCACUAAAGAUUCUACCAGUGAAGGUGUGUGUGACUGUAGAACAACACUAACAGAUGAUGAUGAUCUCUGUCACUAACAUGCAAACUCUCCAAAAGCCACAGACAAGGAGAAGAUUCCACAACAGGACUUUGUGUACUCUGAACACAAACACAGAAAACAGCAACAGACUUUGGACUGACAUCAAGAAAACAGUCUUUGUAUCCGUACAUCUUUCUCAGUCAGUGUAUUGUUUGACAUGACUAUGUUGUCAUCAGAAUAAUCAUCAGUUCAUCAUCAGAUUCUUCAGACAAAGAUCAAUAUUACUGUAGAAACAUUGAAUGACUUUGAUCAUCAGAUCAGUUCUGAAUAUGUUCUAUUCAUUUACUGAUAGUAAAUUAGUUUUGAUCCUUAAUUACAUUUAUAUGCUAUAUUGGCAAAAGUAGAGGUAGACCGAUAUAUCGACCGGCCGAUAUUUUGGGCCGAUAUAUGGACUUUUUUUCAAUAUCGGCCAUCGGCCGAUAUUUACAAAUAAAAAGCCGAUUUGUGAUCAGGCACCCGUACGGGCAGCUGCCUCGACCGCUUUUCCCUUAGAAGGACCCCCGGCACUCAGAGAGCGGAGCAUGAGCGGAGCGAGUGAGCCAGGCAACAAGCGUCGCUCCACACCUGCUUAUUUGGUUAAAAAAACAGGCAAGAGAUUUGUUUCUUGGUAAGAGAGAAAAUGCAAUGUUGAUUUAGCCUUUAAAAGUCUUUACUCUGUGAUCAUCAAACUGUAAAAGUUAGCCGUUGAAGUUUUAGCAUCAGCCUCAGGCAUACAAGCAAGUGAGAAAGUGAAAGUAAAUCUGUGGAUGCACUGUGUGUGUGUGGUGCACGCCUAUGCCCAGAGCGAGGCUGCUGCACGUCCCUCAUCUGCACACCCAGCGUCUGUAUGUUUAUAUUAUCUAAUUAUACUAGCAGCCCCCACCCCACAUGGAUUUUAUGAGAGUGUUUGGAACACCUGAGUUCAAUUAUAUAGAGGGGUGUCCCAAUACUUUUGGCAAUAUGGUGUAUAUUCCUGAAGGACAUUUUAAAGUCUGAUUUAUGUUUGACUCCAUUGCUUUUUAUUUUUAUUUUAGUACACUCUGUUUCUCAUAAAAUGGGUUGAUCAUCCAUCCAUCCAUUAUCUAUACACCGCUUAAUCCUCACUAGGGUCGCGGGGGGGUGCUGGAGCCUAUCCCAGCUGACUCGGGCGAAGGCAGGGGACACCCUAGACAGGUCGCCAGUCUGUCGCAGGGCUACAUACAGAGACAAACAAUCACUCUCACAUUCACACCUACGGGCAAUUUAGAAUAAUCAAUUAACCUCAGCAUAUUUUUGGACUGUGGGAGGAAGCCGGAGUACCCGGAGAGAACCCACGCAUGCACAGGGAGAACAUGCAAACUCCAUGCAGAAAGAUCCCGGGAAAGCCAGGACGCAAACCAGGGACCUUCUUGCUGCAAGGCGAAAGUGCUAACCACUACGCCACUGUGCAGCCCUGGGUUGAUCAUUCAACACAUAAUUCAGCUGCUCUCAACACACACACAGUAUGAGAGUUAUUACAGGGUUUUACCAGCAGUUGUGGAGAUCACGACUAACCGAGACACAAAUAGAACAAAGACACUGGGACACCUGAGAUCUCCAAGAAGUCAUAAGUGUAAAAGUGAGUGGCGAACAAAAUAAAAAAUAAAUAAAUAAAUAAAAAACACUGUUUGACCCACA
Messenger RNA from Amphiprion ocellaris (clown anemonefish), 3331 nucleotides. Its product is annotated as zinc-binding protein A33-like. Bases 277 to 1668 code for a protein of 463 amino acids. Lineage: Eukaryota; Metazoa; Chordata; Actinopteri; Pomacentridae. Gene Ontology annotation, molecular function: protein binding; ubiquitin-protein transferase activity; zinc ion binding. Gene Ontology annotation, biological process: protein ubiquitination. The record is from RefSeq and is a predicted model, not a curated record. The transcript has a single exon.